UUCAGCCAAUCGGGAGUCUUGAUGGACCGCCAGUAACAAUGGUGGGCAUGAGCCUUCUCCGGUCUGCUGCUGCCUUUGCAGCCAGACUAGGUCCUUUAAGGUCUGGAAAUACUGCAAAGAAUUUAUUGACCAGAACAAUCCCACGCACAGAAAAAGUGCCAGUUCGUUUGGGCCAUGGAAAGAAUUUAUUCAUCGUCAGACCCACCGACUUCUAUGACAGGAGGUUUCUGCAUUUAUUGCGAUUUUACGUUUUGUUGACCGGCAUCCCAGUUGCUAUCUUGGUCACGUGUGUGAACGUGUUUAUUGGUGAGGCCGAGCUGGUUGAAACACCUGAGGGUUACGAACCUGAAUACUGGGAGUACUACAAGCAUCCCAUCACUAGGUGGAUUGCAAAGAACCUCUAUGACUCCCCAGUCAAAGAUUACGAGAAGAUGAUGGCUGCAGUCAGGAUCGAGCAGGAGAAGGCAGAAAUGAGGCUAAACCAGUUGGAGGUGCGUCGACUAAUGAGGCAGAGGGGAGACGGCCCUUGGUACCAUGUGCCGACCCUGGACAAGAAUCUCAUCGACAACAGCCACAAGUCAACACCCGACGACUAAACCAAACAGCCCUGCUGUCAAUGAAUACAUCAUGGGUUUUGAAUUUAACUGUUUGUACAUUUUCCUUCCCUUCUGGCGUAAAUAAAGUAUGUAUGUAGCCUA
Messenger RNA from Lampris incognitus (smalleye Pacific opah), 698 nucleotides. RefSeq names its product NADH:ubiquinone oxidoreductase subunit B5 (gene ndufb5). Lineage: Eukaryota; Metazoa; Chordata; Actinopteri; Lampriformes; Lampridae. The transcript is spliced from 6 exons. The record is from RefSeq and is a predicted model, not a curated record. The coding region runs from base 39 to 596 and encodes 185 amino acids.